Molecule: messenger RNA, 256 nt
Organism: Prorocentrum cordatum
Lineage: Eukaryota; Dinophyceae; Prorocentrales; Prorocentraceae
Source: the annotation of a GenBank genome assembly
GUUCCUGCGCAGAGAUUUAUGCGACUCCGAUUUCGACGCACCCGAGCAGAUGUGGCAAUCCUCAGUGGUCGAGAAGUCCAGUACUACGGAGACUGGAAAAGCCGAUAUCCAGCCAGCAAAGAAUCUGGAGUGGGGCACUGGUCCUUUGGAAGCUCUGUGGAAUUCUAUUGCGGGCAACACCUUGACCAAGAGCGCUUGGACGUCGCCACCAGAUUGGAUCAAGGGUAGUUAUUCUUUCAAGUACGACCCAGACUCG